UUCAAUAUUUUUUUUAGUUAAUAGAAGUUUCCAGACUUACCUCCUAGGGUUGGGGAGAGAGAAAGACAGGGAGGCUCGUGGAUGCUACCUACCUCCUCAUCCUCCAAAAUUUCAUCGUCAUCUUCGAUCUGUGGAUUGGCUUAUAUAAUAGCAUCGACUCGAAUUCUAGGGUUCGUCAGAGCUUUGGGUUCUGAGUAACAAACAGGUUACUGAUUUUCUGUUACAUAGUGUGGGGUGGAAGGGUUUGCUGCUUAGCAGAUGUAUUGAAAGUUAUGAGAUCAAUCUUUGUUCAUUUUGCUAGUGGUUUUGGUAUCUGUAAUAAACGGGUGCAAGCAAAGUUGCUUUGUUUGAGAGGGUAAGAUGCCAUCAAAUUAUUUCUCCAGUCUAAGCACUUCAGUCAAGCGGGAAAUCCAGAGAGCGACAAUAUCAGGGCCAGAAGGUGGGCUCCAAGACUUGGUGGGAGUUUUUGUUGGCCAGGGGAAGUUGUUGGUUGGCAGCACUAGGUUCUUCCAUUCCACACCAUUUUCAACACUUAGUGAUCUACAUGUUCUUGUACAACCUGGAACUGUUGUUGCUGCACAAUCAAAUUUGCAUUUAGUAAAUCGAAGAAGGAACCUUUCAUUUGUGGGAGCACUUUCUCGCACAUUUUCUAUUCCAUCUGUAUCAGGGCCUUCAUUUCAGGUUUGUGGGUAUCACGUUGAUCGCUUACUAUCUGAAUCCAGCCAUUUUCCUUUGGGCGUAGAGUCUCAGAAGACACCAAUGGCUCUUUAUGGUUCUAAGGCUGUAUUCGGUGACUGUUCCUUAAAUAAUCUAACUUCAAAGCUUGGGCACCUCACAGUGUCAACAAAUAAUGCUACUACUUUUUACAGCAAUAGAAGUUUUGACAGUUGCAGAAAAGCCAGCAUGAGUUUGAGAAAUAAGGAACAACCCCACAAUUUAUUUCUCUAUGGGUAUUUCAUUUAUAAUGUUACAAAAAGGAAGGGAAACUCUAUUCCAGACUUGGGGUUCGGAUUAAAGGUCUUCCACAGCUCAUCAUCUUCAUGUUCAUCUGCUGGGACUGCUCCUGAUGUGUCCUUCGACAACUCUGGACGGGAGGAACAACUUCCAAGUGCUGCAGUUUCUUCAGAACAGAAAGACCUAGUGGAUAGAACACUGAAGCUGAUUUCAGGUUCAUGCUACUUGCCUCAUCCUGACAAAGAAGAAACUGGUGGGGAAGAUGCUCACUUUAUUUGUGUGGAUGAACAAGCAGUUGGUGUAGCAGAUGGUGUCGGUGGUUGGGCUGAUCUGGGUGUUGAUUCAGGGAAAUUUUCUCGGGAACUUAUGUCUAAUUCAGUAGCUGCAAUUCAAGAGGAGCCUAAGGGUUCUAUUGACCCAGCUAGGGUCUUGGAGAAGGCUCAUUCGAGCAUAAAAGCCAAAGGGUCCUCAACUGCUUGUAUCAUAGCACUCACAAACCAGGGUCUACAUGCGAUUAAUUUGGGAGACAGUGGGUUUAUAGUGGUCAGAGAUGGAAGUACCAUUUUCCGAUCCCCUGUACAGCAGCAUGAUUUCAAUUUCACAUAUCAAUUGGAAAGUGGAAAUGGUGGUGAUAUGCCUAGUUCUGGUCAGGUGUUUACAAUUCCUGUUGCUCCGGGAGAUGUAAUAAUUGCUGGCACUGAUGGACUCUUUGAUAAUUUGUACAACAAUGAGGUCACGGCAGUGGUGGUUCAUGCCAUGAGAGCUGGCUUGGGGCCUCAGGUUACAGCUCAGAAAAUUGCAGCACUGGCACGCCAACGAGCACAGGAUAAGAACCGACAGACACCAUUCUCCACUGCUGCACAAGAUGCUGGAUUCCGUUAUUAUGGUGGCAAGCUUGAUGACAUUACUGUUAUUGUUUCCUAUAUUACAAGCGCCAACAAUGAAUCUUCUUCUCCUUCACCUAGCGACUCUGGUUAGAGGCUCUCUUAGUGACGGGUUUCAUUUGGGUUGCUUGGCAUGUUUUGGCACAUUUGAUGCCGAUUUUGAUGGAGAGUUUAACUGGUCUACAUGUUUGUUUUCCUUUGGCUAAUGAGCCUGAUGUGCUCUGCACUCUUGAACCACUACUGUAGAUAAAUACUUUCUGUAGUUUUAACAUAUUCUCUGCAAAUUUUUUGCUAGGAUUGAGGUUAAGAUUUUUGGGAUAGGGGGUGGAUUCUUGUUACCACCAGCAUAUUGGACAGGUACUGUAAGAAACUCCGACAGAGAAGACAGAGCUCAAAGCUUAGUGUUGUCAAAGAUCAUUUAUGAAACUUGUAAGGGGACAUCUUUGUGUCUAAAUCUCAUGAAAGGUAAUUUUUUCUUGCCAAA
This is a messenger RNA of Camellia sinensis, 2322 nucleotides long. RefSeq names its product putative protein phosphatase 2C 55. Lineage: Eukaryota; Viridiplantae; Streptophyta; Magnoliopsida; Ericales; Theaceae. Gene Ontology annotation, biological process: protein dephosphorylation. Gene Ontology annotation, molecular function: protein serine/threonine phosphatase activity. The record is from RefSeq and is a predicted model, not a curated record.